Molecule: messenger RNA, 2184 nt
Organism: Phytophthora sojae
Lineage: Eukaryota; Oomycota; Peronosporomycetes; Peronosporales; Peronosporaceae
Exons: 2
Coding region: 1-2073 (690 amino acids)
Biological process (GO): cysteinyl-tRNA aminoacylation
Cellular component (GO): cytoplasm
Molecular function (GO): cysteine-tRNA ligase activity; ATP binding
Source: RefSeq, a predicted model, not a curated record
AUGACGGACGCAACGCCCGAGGCGGCCCCCGCCGCCGUGAAGCAGCCCACGUGGUACCCGCCGCGCCCCAUCGAGGGCCUGACGGAGUACUGGGACACGCACUACCCGCUGCGCCUGUACAACAGCAUGACGCGCACCAAGAACGCCUUCGUGCCCAUGCAGGGCAAGCGCGUGCUGUGGUACAUGUGCGGCCCCACGGUGUACGACCAGACGCACCUGGGCCACGGCCGCACCUACACGUGCUUCGACUACGUGCGCCGCAUCCUCGAGGACUACUUCGGCCUGGAGGUGGAGCUCGUCAUGAACAUCACGGACAUCGACGACAAGAUCAUCCUGCGCGCGGCCGAGACCGGCUGGCUCGAGGCCAACCCCGGCCAGGAGCUGCCCAAGGACAAGGACGAGAAGGCCAAGCUGGUCAUGGGCUGGGCCGCCCAGCAGCCCGCCGAGGACAACAUGCGCCGCACGCGCGAGCUGUCCAAGUUCUGGGAAAAGUCUUUCCUGGACGACAUGGCGGCGCUCAACAUCAAGACCCCCACGGUCAUCACGCGCGUGAGCGAGUACGUGCCGGAGGUCGUGGAGUUUGUGGAGGGCAUCAUCAAGAACGGCUUCGCCUACGAGAGCAACGGCUCCGUGUACUUCGACACGGCGGCGUUCGGCCGCUCCAAGGGCAAGGCGUACGGCAAGCUGCUGCCCGAGAACGUCGGCCAGUCCGAGCUGCUCGCCGAGGGAGAAGGCGCGCUGUCCGCUGGACAGUCGGACAAGCGCAACGCCAGCGACUUUGCGCUCUGGAAGAAGUCCAAGAGCGGAGAGCCCUUCUGGCCCUCGCCCUGGGGCGAGGGACGUCCGGGAUGGCACAUUGAGUGUUCGGCCAUGGCCAGUGACGCGCUCAAGCACCUUGCCGGCGGCAAGAUCGACGUGCACUCUGGCGGCAUUGACCUGCGUUUCCCGCACCACGACAACGAGAUCGCGCAGUCCGAGGCGUACUUCGACUUCUCGCAGUGGGUCAACUACUUCGUGCACACGGGCCACCUCAACAUUGAGGGCUUGAAGAUGUCCAAGAGUCUCAAGAACUUCGUGAAGAUCCAGGAGGCGCUCAUGGACAACUCGCCGCGCCAGCUGCGCUUCCUGUUCUUGCUGCACAAGUACAACGUGCCCAUGGACUACAACGACAACUCGAUGGACGAGGCUGUUGGUGUCGACCGUUUCUUCACUGAGUUCUUUGCUAACGUCAAGGCACGUCUCCGUGAGCUUGGCGUGGAGAAGACGCAGAAGUGGACCCCUGUGGAGAAGGCUCUGCACGGAGCUCUGCUCGAGUGCAAGGAGAAGGUGUUCCGCGCGCUGAGCGACGACAUUAACACGCCGCUGGCGCUGCUGCACCUGCAGCAGCUGGCCAAGGAGGUCAACCGCUACAUGGCCGGAGAUAUUGAGAAGCAGGCCUCUAUGUUGAUCCGUGCCGCCGCGGAGUACAUUACGCGUAUUCUGUCUGUGUUUGGCCUUGUUACGUCGGCUACGGACAUUGGCUUCCCGUUGAGCUCGGGUGCGACUGGUGGUGCUGACCAAGAGACUGUGCUCACGCCCGUGUUGGACAUUUUCGCGCAGUUCCGUGACGAAAUCCGCGAGGCCGCGCGCUCUGCAGCUGCGGAUGGUGGCGACGCGAAGGCCCUGGCUAGUGCUGUGUUGCGGUUGUGCGAUGUGGUCCGCGACGAGAAGCUUCCUUACGCUGGUGUGCGUCUCGAGGACCGCUCUGCCGGAGCUGCUGUCUGGAAGCUGGCGAACAAGGACGAGCUGAUUGAGGAGAUCGAGAAGAAGGAGCAGGAGAAGCUCAGGAAGGAGGAGCAGAAGCGUCUGCGGUUGGAGGAGGAGGCUCGCAAGAAGGCGGAGCUGGCUGAAAAGGCCAAAUUUCCGCCCAGCGAGAUGUUCCUCGGUAUGAAGGACAAGUACUCGAAGUUCGAUGACAACGGUCUGCCGACGCACGAUGCGGCUGGUGAGCCGUUGAGCAAGGGCCAGACCAAGAAGCUGGCUAAGGAACAAGCUAAGCAGAAGGCGCUGUACGAGAAGCACAACAGCAACUAGAUUUAGCAAGAAGGAAGACGGCGUUUGAUCCUGGUGUAGCGAUUUAGAUGGCUACUUUGUGUUUCAACUGUAGUGGUAAGCACGUUAGCACGAUUUGAUUCGCAUAGUUUU